GCAAUGAACAUAAUUCCUUUUUUAAGUCUAUUUUGUGAAAAUGAGACAUAUAUCAAACAAAAAUUAUAUAUAAUCAUGUGAAAUAUGUAUAAUUUUUUUGGCAGACUGCUGGAUGCAAGGACGCACCCGUUUUGUGCGAAGAGGAUUCACUCGUCUUCUAGAUCAGCUCCUGUAUUUCUUGAGAGGAGUGAGCCGCUUCCAGACCUACCUAGGCUCGUACGGGCAUUCGCUUGUUGGGCCUGUUUGACACUUCUCUCGCCGGCACGCACAGUAGCCACACUUAUAGAAAUAAUAAAGAUGUGUUUCUCAAUAAAAAAAAUAAAGAAGCAUUAGUUAUCAGAAAAAAUCCAGCCCUCUCACCGCACAUCAUCCACUCUGCCCACCUCACAGCCUCGCACAUGUCGCUUCUCCCUGCCGCCUCCUCUCCUCACCACGACUCGCCCUCGGCAUCCUCUCCCCACCACGGCUCGCCCCGCAGCCUCCACCUCCGAUACGACCUCACGCUGCCACCAACGCUUCCGGUCUCCCCUGUAUCGACACUGCCGCCGGUGUCCAACCUCAGCGAUGACGCCAGCCUGCCCGACGUAGCUCCUGGCCGCGGCGGCCUAGAACGCCGAGGUAUAGAAGCCUGCUCCGGCUGCCAAGCUGCCGCCCAACCUGCUCUGGGGGUUCCAUAUGAUACAAGACUCAAAGGUCUAGAUGAUGACAGAGGAACCAAAGGUCUAACACAGGAUGCUUCAAAGUCUCAUUUUAAAAGGUCAACAGGUCAAGACAUGGCAGGAAAUGACAUUGUGAAGGAGUUGGCAGCUUCACGACACCACUGGAUUACAGAUCAAGAACUCAUAAGUAUCAAUGUUUAGUGUGCUGUCAAUUUAUA
This is a messenger RNA of Triticum aestivum (bread wheat), 877 nucleotides long. RefSeq lists its product as uncharacterized. The transcript has 3 exons. NCBI's taxonomy places the organism in Eukaryota, Viridiplantae, Streptophyta, Magnoliopsida, Poales, Poaceae. Bases 399 to 860 code for a protein of 153 amino acids. The record is from RefSeq and is a predicted model, not a curated record.